GAGAGAGGAGGUGUCUGAUUACAUUAGAAUCGGAAUAGUGGUAAAGAAAAUGUCUCAGUUUUCUGAAUCCUGUAGAGAAGUCAGCUCCAAAUGGCUAUUACACAUCAAAUAUCUUUACUGAAGACAAAGUAACUCGCAAGGAUAAAUACAGAGAGGUACAAAAAAAGAGAAGGAACACAGGUGAGCACCAAGAAAAGACGAGAGAAGGGAAAGGUGCUGAGUUUUCACCUACACGCUUGCAUUCCUUCAACUUUCAGAGUGCCUUUGUGCAGCUUCUAAGUAUGAGGCAUUGGCCUUCCCCAACGCUACACCAGCUGGAGGGUAACUGGACUGCCAUGCUAACAGCACCAAGUCACGGGCGAAUAACUUGACUGCUGAAGAGAGCACUACACCCUUAAACUCAAGGCUAAAAACACAAGGUGUAGCCAAACGUGGCAAGUACAGAAAGCCCAUGCCAGCCACAAAGUCACAAGGGAAUAAGUGCGUAUUGAGGAAGAGGGUCCUCAUCACCAUCCUCUGUGUUGUGAUCAUUUUGGGAAUCCUGGUAGUGGCUGGAUAUUUAAUCGCCCAACUUGUUCGAAGUAAAUACUUCUUCUGCUCCAAGUCACUGAAGUUCAUCCCCCUGGAGCAAGCCUGUAAUGGCAAACCUGACUGUGCAGGAGACGAGGAUGAGUCUUCAUGUGUCUCCUUUUUCACAAGUAACAUGACUUUUCCUGUCCGGUUGGCCUCGAACCUCUCCGUGCUUCAGAUAUAUGAUGGCAGUGAAACGCAGUGGCGAAGUGUGUGUGCAGAUGGCUGGACUGUGGAACACACUCAAACAGCGUGUCAGCAGUUGGGAUACACAGUUAAUCCUUCACACAGUACAAUUCGACUGAUGGAUCUGUCGUCUGAUCUGAAGAGGGCUUUUUGUGCUGUGGGACCAGCAGACGGAAGGCAGCCAGUUUCCUCCAGCAUUUCAAACCAAAAAACAUGCAGUUCAGGUUCAGUCGUUUCUUUAUCCUGCUCAGACUGUGGGCCCCAGACAGCUGAGUCCAGGAUUGUAGGAGGUCAAAGUACAAACAUCGAGAACUGGCCAUGGCAGGUGAGCCUUCAGCAGAAUGGCCAGCACACAUGUGGAGGCUCGGUGCUGUCUCCGCUCUGGAUCAUCACAGCAGCCCACUGCUUUACAGACAGCAAGAAUGAGGUGAGCAGAUGGUCGGUGGUGGCUGGCAGCACAUACAUGACAAGCCUCGGAGGCUACGCUGUGGAUAAAAUCAUUUUAAAUGGAAAUUAUGACUCGACAACCAAUGAUUACGACAUGGCAAUGAUGAAACUCACAAAACCACUCAGUCUGAAAGCCACCGUGAAGCCAGUCUGCCUCCCACCUCACGGUCUUGGGCUCACUGUAGGAAGCCUACUGGUGGUAACUGGCUGGGGCCAUCUGCAGGAGAAUGGCCAGCUGUCAUCAGAUCUUCAGCAGGCUGAUAUUCCUCUCAUAGGGCAUGAUAAGUGUUCGAGUCCUACAGUUUAUGGAGUGAGCAUCACUCGGAGAAUGCUCUGUGCCGGGUAUCUGCAGGGCAAAGUGGACGCGUGCCAGGGUGACAGUGGGGGUCCGCUGGUGUAUCUGAAUGAGCGCUGGAUGUUGGUAGGAAUAGUGAGUUGGGGCGUCGGCUGUGCCAGACCGGAUCUACCUGGUGUCUACACUAAUGUGGGUCAGAUGCUCAACUGGAUCUACACAGUUAUGGAGCAGACAUCUUGAGCCAGAGCUGACAAGAAGACAUCAACAUAUCAGUACAAACACAAACAUUAUCUCAGUGCAAUGCAAACCACGGUCUCUUAAAUCGAGAGAACUCUUCAGAUCUACAUGCUGAGGUUCUGAUCUGUACACUGAUUCAGGAGUUUAUCUUUGCUUCCUAACUGAUGCAAAUCAUUCGUCUUCUUCUCAGGGAUCCUUUUAAUCUAAAAGCAGCUGUAGCCUCGUUCUUUAUAUGCAGUGAAUGAUAAGACUUGAAUAAUGUUUGCUCUAUACUGAUGAUUAAUCAAAGGUUUGGGGAAUUCAUUACAAAUCCAUGGUGGGACUUUUACCUAUGAAUUGCUGACAGGGGGCAAUUACUUUUGAUUUCUGAGCCGUAUAUCUCUUAGAAUAUGUUAUUGUAUCAUUUUACACUCAUGUCACCAGGGUUUGUUCAUUUGCACUGUGAUGAGCAGUGAAGUGUCAGGAUCAGUGAGCUUUAAUUACCUCCGCCAAGGAGGUUAUGUUUUCGACAGCAUUGGUUUGUUUGUUGGUUUGUCUGUUAGCAACAUUACGGAAAAAGUUAUGAACGGAUUGCUCUGAAAUUUUUUCCAGAGGUGUGACUGGGCACAAGUAACAAUUCAUUAAAUUUUGGCGGUGAUCCGGAUCACCUUGUGGAUCCCAGAUUUUUUUAAAGGAUUCUUGGCAGAGGUCUGCGCUCUCUGAGUGCUUUUCUAGUUAUAAAUAUAGUGGACUGGACUAAUAAGUGUUGGAUCCAGGAUGUCAUGAGUUCAUGUGAUGGAAAGUUGUGAUUUCUUAUUGAGGCCAACUUAGAGAAAAAAAAAAUUAUACACACACACACAUAUAUAUAUAUAUAUAUAUA
Messenger RNA from Neoarius graeffei (lesser salmon catfish), 2594 nucleotides. RefSeq names its product transmembrane protease serine 4-like. NCBI's taxonomy places the organism in Eukaryota, Metazoa, Chordata, Actinopteri, Siluriformes, Ariidae. The transcript is spliced from 14 exons. Gene Ontology annotation, biological process: proteolysis. The record is from RefSeq and is a predicted model, not a curated record. Bases 452 to 1738 code for a protein of 428 amino acids. Gene Ontology annotation, molecular function: protein binding; serine-type endopeptidase activity. Gene Ontology annotation, cellular component: membrane.